CGAUAGAGAAGUUUUAUAAAACGUAGAAGAAACAAUGUGGGGUUCAAUAAUUGGACGUAGUUGUGUGAUUUAUAUGUUAUUUUGUAUAACUGCUUAUUAUACCAUGAGUAUAAAAAGUACAUACCAAGAUUAUGAUGGGUAUUCCGUUUUAGAAGUUAUCACUAAAACAGAAGAGGAAACAAAAGAUUUAUAUAAAAUAUUUAGUGAUGCGGAUAUUGAUAUUUGGAAAAAUUCACAAAAAUUUGAAGAAAAUCAUCAUGUAACCGUUGUUGUUUUACCACCAUUAGCAAAAGAGUCAAUUAUUCAGCAAAUAGAAGAUAAAAAUUACGAACAUCGUAUUUUAAUACAUAAUGUAAAAGAAACAAUCGAUCGUGAAAGAGAAGCACAAAAGAAUUAUACCAAAGUUAAUGGAUCCAUAACAUUUGAUCACUAUUAUCGAUAUGAUGAUAUAGACGAAUAUUUAACUACACUUGAAAAAAAUUACCCAAAUAUUGUUGAAUUAAUAAAUAUUGGAAAAUCGUAUGAAGGUCGUGCUAUGAAAAUGAUUAAAAUAUCUUCAUCAACAAAUCGUGAAAAUAUUCAAGAUGUAAAGAAACCUAUAAUAUUUAUUGAUGGCGGUAUACAUGCACGUGAAUGGAUUGCACCAGCGCAAGUUCUUUACAUAAUUCAUCAACUUGUUGAAAAUACAAAAGAAACUUUUAGUUUGAUUGAAAAUAUUGAUUGGUAUUUAAUUCCGGUUGUAAAUCCCGAUGGAUAUGAAUUUUCUCACGUACAUGAUCGAUUAUGGCGUCGUACAAGAUCUCCAUCAACAUUCCCAGGAAUUCCGCACUCUCUUUACGCUCCAUCAUGUGUUGGCGUAGAUGCAAAUCGUAAUUGGGAUAUCUAUUGGAAUGGAUUUGAUAAAGAUGGUGGAAAAAAUAAUCCACAAGGUUUCCCAUCACCUGGUCAUAUACCAUGUAUAAAUGAUUAUGCUGGUCCUCGCCCAUUUAGUGAAAUUGAAAUAAAAAAUUUAGCAGAUUUUGCUGAUAAAAUUAAGGAUCAAAUUAAAUUAUAUAUAACAUUCCAUAGUUUUGGUAAUAAAAUUUUGUAUCCAUAUGGAUACACCGAUGAUUUACCAGAAGAUUCUAAAGAAUUACAUAAAUUGGGUAAACUAGUGAACGCAGUAAUGGAUACCCAUUAUGAUGUUGGUGCAUCAGCUAAUAUUUUGUAUUCGUUAACUGGCAGUAGUAAGGAUUAUUUUAAGGAUGUAUUAGGUGUUGAAUUGUCUUAUACAAUAGAAUUAACUGAUGGUAGCGUUCAUGGAUUUGAUUUGCCACCGAAAGAAAUUUUACCAACAGUUUCUGAUAUGUUUAAGGGUAUUCAAGUAUUUGCCGCUUAUAUUGAUAAGAAAUUUUUGUGACAUUGAUUAAAACUUUAACGUAAUAUGUUAAGAUAAAAUAACUUUGUUCGAUUAGGCGUGAGAAUUUUCAAUGUUAGGGAUAAAGAUCUUGAAAGCACUGCAUUUAUUUUGAAACAAAAGUUUCUGAAUCUGCACCCGAAUUUUUGGAAUAUUAUUUUUUAAAUGCAAAAUAGGAAAACAAAUUUUCCACUAUAUUUGGACCAAGUUAUAUUUUACUUAACGUAAACGUUUUGAUUUUUGUUAAAGUUCUACUCAU
Messenger RNA from Chrysoperla carnea, 1655 nucleotides. RefSeq names its product carboxypeptidase B-like. Gene Ontology annotation, biological process: proteolysis. The record is from RefSeq and is a predicted model, not a curated record. The transcript has 5 exons. Lineage: Eukaryota; Metazoa; Arthropoda; Insecta; Neuroptera; Chrysopidae. The coding region runs from base 35 to 1399 and encodes 454 amino acids. Gene Ontology annotation, molecular function: zinc ion binding; metallocarboxypeptidase activity.